This is a messenger RNA of Gadus morhua (Atlantic cod), 478 nucleotides long. RefSeq names its product kinocilin (gene kncn). The record is from RefSeq and is a predicted model, not a curated record. Bases 20 to 478 code for a protein of 152 amino acids. NCBI's taxonomy places the organism in Eukaryota, Metazoa, Chordata, Actinopteri, Gadiformes, Gadidae. The transcript has 5 exons.
CUCUCCUCCGCCUGCGUUGAUGACCCCCGUCAGCGUGGGAGAGUACCACGGGCUGAGGGUGGGCUCGGCCCUUCUCUGCAUCGUGGCCGGCUGCAUCAUCAUCGGCGUGUCCCGGGAGUGUGACGCCGACGCGGUGGGAGGAAUCUUCCUGGGAGCGGGGGGCCUGGGUUUGGUGAUAUCCAUCUUUCCCUUGGUAAAGGCGUGGGUUAACAUCAACCCUGUGCUGCCAACUCUUGGCAACUUCCGAGUUCACCCUAUCCCCUCAAAUACCACGCCGGAACAACCCGCAGAUACAAUGAGACGGGAAGGGACCCAGAGCCAGCUGAAUCCGGAACCUUCCAAGAGCCGGAUGGGGACCUUUGUGGAAGGUGGAGCAGCAGGAGAAAGCAACCCAGAGGAGGGGAUGUCCUCUGAUGGGCCAGACAUCUUGUCAAGGAGGAUAUUCAAGCAGUCUGUUACCGAACAGGAACUGCCAUGA